UGUGCUAGCAUGAAGCUCUCAAACAUCCUCAGAAAUGUUGAUGUGGCUCUUGUGAACUGUCUGAAAAGUCUGUAAAAAGAUUUCAUUAUGAAACCCUUUGCUCCUAUUUUUUUUUGGAUGUUUAGCCUCGUCUUGGCAAACCAAGAAGAGCGGUUGCCGAAUAAAUGCGAAGUUUGCAAGUUACUGACUGUGGAGCUGCAGGACGCCUUAGAGAAAACUGGCCGCUCGAAAGAGGUUUUAGAGAUCGGAGAAGUUUUGGAUAGUGGCAAGAGAAGACGCAAAAUAAAAUACAACACUUCAGAGACUCGACUCACUGAGGCAAUGGACAACAUCUGUGAAAGAAUUCUGCAGUAUAAAGUACACGCUGAGAGACCAGGGAGCCUUCGCUAUGCUAAGGGCACCAGUCAGACAAUGAGCACACUGAAGAACCUGGUGAAUAAGGGAGUGAAGGUUGAACUUGGGGUUCCUUAUGAACUGUGGGAUGAGCCUUCAGUGGAGGUAGCGGACAUGAAGAGGCAGUGCGAAACAAUGUUAGAAGAACAUGAAGAAGUUGUAGAGAACUGGUACUUCCAUCAUCAAGAUGAGAAACUUGACAAAUUCUUCUGUGAGGCCCAUGUUCUGAGAAACUCAGACCAAGAGUGCCUGAAGGAGGCAUGGAAAGGUGACAUGAGAAUAAAGGAAUCUAAGGAGAAAAGUGAGAAAGAGGGAAAAAGACAGAACCAUGACUCAGCAGAACUCUGAAUGAAGAGAUGCAAUGAUUGAUGAAUGGACACGAAUGACAGGAGAUUUGAGGUUACUUGUGGAAGAACAGGAUUGUCAACAUAGUUGAUAAAAUGGAAUGCAGUGCAAUGCUCUUGGCUUCAACCAAGCGAGAAAAUCAAGCAGCUGUCAUAACUUUCCAUAUUUGUUUUCCUUGCCAGAUGGGAUUUGGACAGUGCUUGCUGUUUUACCUCUCUGUCCAGCUGUUUUACCAAUUUGUCCAUAUUUUGAAUGUCUUUUUUACACAGCGUUACCAAGAAUUAAGACUGUAAAUGUAUCUUUAUUUUUUAGUGUCUCAGAGUAGGUAUAGGCAGUAACAUAAAAAAUAGACUUAAUUUUGUACAUGUAUUUUUUUAUUGAAUGGUGCAGUCGUUUGACAUCAUGUUACUAUUUCCCACAAGUUAAUCGUGUUGGCUGUUUUAUGAAGGGGACAGUUUUGUGUAUUUUCGGGAACUGUAGAAUGCUUGUGUAUUCGUUAUAGUUUUCCCUAUGCAAUAAGAAGUUUUUUAAACACUUUUUUUUAAAUGUUACAUUGUUGUAACAGUAAUACGGUUAACGUAUUGUUGCAAUAAAAUUACUCCGUGCCUUCAUUAUUUGGUUUUAUAAACAAAGGAAACAAGACAAUUUUACCUUGAGAUGAACACUAUUAACACAUCUAUUUUAUAUGAAGCAAAGCAUAUUUCUAAGUACCCGUUUAGUUUAAAGGAAUGUAAUGUUAGGGGUUCUUUGAUUUUUGAUUGUUUUAUAAAGCUUAUAUAGCAGUACCAAGGCUUCUCGGGUUCUAUGUGCAUCUUUAAGACGCUCUCGUAAUUCUCAGAAAGCGAAAUCUAUAGAGUUUAUGUAGGCCCAAAACUCACGCACAUGGAAUCCGCACAAACACGCGCGAUGCAAACGCACUUAAUGACAGCCACGCGCAGGAAGCUGCCCCGCGAUUGCGCAUUUAUACUCCGCGAGAGAGCAGAACAGUAUCAGCAAGCGGAAAAGAAUCCUCGCGCGGGAGUAUUUCUGUUCCGCGAGAAAAAACUCAGUCCGCGAGCAGAGCCUUUGACGAGCGCGUGCGCGAUUCUCUAUGCUCUCGCAACUGCUCAACACUUGCUCUCUCGUUGAGUUGACUUCUGAGGCUUUGGAGGCGGGACUAUGGCAGAUGUCUCCGCUCAUUUGAUUGGUAACUUUUAACAUGCACAUAUUUGUUAAUGUGCAUCACUUCUCUCUGAGGGAAUGAAGCAAGGCAGCACUCUCCUUGUAUUGUUAUGUGAUUAUAUUAGUAGGCUUAAGAACCACAGGUCGAGAUUUGUUUAAAUUAUGCAAAAUUAAAGCUUGUCUUAUUUAUAAGCUUUUUUAUUAAAUAAAUGUUUUAAGAAA
Messenger RNA from Triplophysa dalaica, 2121 nucleotides. It is a transcript of the gene cnpy4, whose product is annotated as canopy FGF signaling regulator 4. Gene Ontology annotation, cellular component: endomembrane system. The record is from RefSeq and is a predicted model, not a curated record. The transcript has 6 exons. NCBI's taxonomy places the organism in Eukaryota, Metazoa, Chordata, Actinopteri, Cypriniformes, Nemacheilidae. Gene Ontology annotation, molecular function: signaling receptor binding. Bases 88 to 741 code for a protein of 217 amino acids.